Rhipicephalus microplus (southern cattle tick) is the source of this 703-nucleotide messenger RNA. RefSeq lists its product as uncharacterized. The record is from RefSeq and is a predicted model, not a curated record. Lineage: Eukaryota; Metazoa; Arthropoda; Arachnida; Ixodida; Ixodidae.
GCUACACAAACAGCCGACUGUCGAGGAAAGGGGAUCUGGCGCCGACAUGGCUGCCGGAAACUUACGUCGAGUAUUUCUUCAGUUGAUGCAGAUGACAGCGAUUGCCCGGGACGCCACAGCAUCAGCGGUGUGUCCGGCUCUGCCGGACAUUUCUGUGACGCAAGACUUCUUCAUUGAACUUCCUUGCUUUCCUGCGGUCCGAAUGUCACUCGACCUGACGGCACUGCCAGCGGUAUCAAUGUUCAGUUGUGAGCAGAUGUACAGCUGGCAACGAUGGAAGCACCGUGACAGCGAAGCACUACAAAAGCACACCCACCAUUCAACCACUUUGAGACCUGGCGCCGACAUGGCUGCCGGAAACUUACGUCGAGUAUUUCUUCAGGGGGCCAUCUUUCACAGCGACCAACGAAGAAAAGUGCACGUCUGAAGCAUUUCCGUUGAUGCGAUGGCAGCUGAGCAAAAUCGGGGCUCAUCGUCCGAUGUGUGGUCAUGACUUCUACACAGUUUGAACAUUGCAAUGUCUUAGGAAGACGAGAUGAAAGCGACGAGCUGGCGGAGAUCUUGUUGGGAACUCUGCGGCUAGCUAGAGUUGCCACCUUUAGGUAGCAGAGUUGCGCCACUGUUUUCCGGGCACCGCUCGGUUCGCCUGCAGGAGUUCAGCAAAUGGAUGCUAUGAGCGUCCCCUUUACAAUGGGGCGAUGAC